ACAUACACGUUUCAAAAAACACAAACUUUAUCUGUAUAACAGUUUUUAAAACAGAGGUACAAAGUCUUUACAGAGACAAAUGAUCAGAGGUAAGACAGAACAGCUGAGUGUUUUAACUGGAUCCACUGUGAUAGAACACAACACCUUUAACACUGAUGUCAUUAUUUAUUCUAAGACUUCAUCUUUUCUUCACAGAGUUCAUCAGCAGAGCUCAGAGGUUCUCAGUGGUCAGUCUGUCCAGCAGCAUCAAACACACCUGGACUCCAUAUUUAUGCUGCUGGAGGAGAACAUCAUUAGUUUUGUGAAGAACGAGCUGAAGAAGAUCCAGAAGGUUCUGAGUCCAGAUUACCCAGAAUGCUUAGAGAGUCAGAGUGAGGAUGAGGAGGUGUUGGAUGGUGAGGACGAAGAGCAGAGGAGGAGCAGCAGAGAAGCAUUUCUGAAGAUCACACUGUACUUCCUGAGGAGAAUGAAGCAGGAGGAGCUGGCUGACUGUCUGCAGAGCAGAACUUGUGCUCCAGAGUGUCGAUAUAAACUCAAGUCUAACCUGAAGAAGAAGUUCCAGUGUGUGUUUGAGGGGAUUGCUAAAGCAGGAAACCCAACCCUUCUGAAUCAGAUCUACACAGAGCUCUACAUCACAGAGGGAGGGACUGCAGAGGUCAAUCAGGAACAUGAGGUCAGACAGAUUGAAACAGCAUCCAGGAAACCAGACAGACCAGAAACAACAAUCAGACAAGAAGACAUCUUUAAAGCUUCACCUGGAAGAGAUGAACCAAUCAGAACAGUGAUGACAAAGGGAGUGGCUGGCAUUGGGAAAACAGUCUUAAUACAGAAGUUCACUCUGGACUGGGCUGAAGACAAAGCCAACCAGGACAUACAGUUCACAUUUCCAUUCACUUUCAGAGAGCUGAAUGUGCUGAAAGAGAAAAAGUACAGCUUGGUGGAACUUGUUCAUCACUUCUUUACUGAAACCAAAGAAGCAGGAAUCUGCAGAUUUGAAGAGUUCCAGGUUGUGUUCAUCUUUGACGGUCUGGAUGAGUGUCGACUUCCUCUGGACUUCCACAACAAUGAGAUCCUGACUGAUGUUACAGAGUCCACCUCAGUGGAUGUGCUGCUGACAAACCUCAUCAGGGGGAAACUGCUUCCCUCUGCUCGCCUGUGGAUAACCACACGACCUGCAGCAGCCAAUCAGAUCCCUCCUUGGUGUGUUGGCAUGGUGACAGAGGUCAGAGGGUUCACUGACCCACAGAAGGAGGAGUACUUCAGGAAGAGAUUCAGAGAUGAGAAGCAGGCCAGCACAAUCAUCUCCCACAUCAAGACAUCACGAAGCCUCCACAUCAUGUGCCACAUCCCAGUCGUCUGCUGGAUCACUGCUACAGUUCUGGAGGAUGUGUUGAAAAUCAGAGAGGGAGGAAAGCUGCCCAAGACCCUUACUGAGAUGUACAUCCACUUUCUGGUGGUUCAGGCCAAACUGAAGAAUAUCAAGUAUGAUGGAGGAGCUGAGACAGAUCCACACUGGAGUCCAGAGAGCAGGAAGAUGAUUGAGUCUCUGGGAAAACUGGCUUUUGAGCAGCUGCAGAAAGGCAACCUGAUCUUCUAUGAAUCAGACCUGACAGAGUGUGGCAUCAAUAUCAGAGCAGCCUCAGUGUACUCAGGAGUGCUCACACAGGUCUUUAAAGAGGAGAGAGGGCUGUACCAGGACAAAGUAUUCUGCUUUGUCCAUCUGAGUGUUCAGGAGUUUCUGGCUGCUCUUCACAUCCAUCUGACAUUCAUCAACUCUGGAGUCAAUCUGUUGGCAGAAGAACAAACAACAACCCAGUCUUCUAAAGUCUUUAAAAACAAACCUAAACUAAAACAUCUCUACCAGAGUGCUGUGGACGAGGCCUUACAGAGUCCAAACGGACACUUGGACUUGUUCCUCCGCUUCCUCCUGGGUCUUUCACUGCAGACCAAUCAGACUCUCCUACGAGGUCUGCUGACACAGAAAGAAAGUAGCUCACAGACCAAUCAGAAAACAGUCGAGUACAUCAAGAAGAAGAUCAGUGAGAAUCUGUCUGCAGAGAGAAGCAUCAAUCUGUUCCACUGUCUGAAUGAGCUGAAUGAUCGUUCUCUAGUGGAGGAGAUCCAACAGUCCCUGAGAUCAGGACGUCUCUCCACAGAUAAACUGUCUCCUGCUCAGUGGUCAGCUCUGGUCUUCAUCUUACUGUCAUCAGAAAAAGAUCUGGAUGUGUUUGACCUGAAGAAAUACUCUGCUUCAGAGGAGGCUCUUCUGAGGCUGCUGCCAGUGGUCAAAGCUUCAAAUAAAGCUCUGCUGAGUGGCUGUAACCUCUCAGAGAGAAGCUGUGCAGCUCUGUCUUCAGUUCUCAGCUCCCAGUCCUCUAGUCUGAGAGAGCUGGACUUGAGUAACAACAACUUGCAAAAUUCAGGAGUCAAGCUGUUGUCUGCUGGACUGGAGAGUCCACACUGCACACUGGAAACUCUCAGUCUGUCAGGAUGUCUGGUCACAGAGGAAGGCUGUGCUUCUCUGGCCUCAGCUCUGAACUCCAAUCCCUCCCAUCUGAGAGAGCUUGACUUGAGCUACAAUCAUCCAGGAAAGUCAGGACAGAAACUUCUGUCUGCUGGACUGAAGGAUCCACACUGGAGACUGGACACUCUCAGGCUGAGUGGCUGUAACCUCUCAGAGAGAAGCUGUGCAGCUCUGUCCUCAGUUCUCAGCUCCCAGUCCUCUAGUCUGAGAGAGCUUGACCUGAGUAACAACAACUUGCAAAAUUCAGGAGUUAAGCUGUUGUCUGCUGGACUGGAGAGUCCACACUGUACACUGGAAACUCUCAGUCUGUCAGGAUGUCUGGUCACAGAGGAAGGCUGUGCUUCUCUGGCCUCAGCUCUGAACUCCAACCCCUCCCAUCUGAGAGAGCUUGACCUGAGCUACAAUCAUCCAGGAAAGUCAGGACAAAAGAUGCUGUCUGCUGGACUGAAGGAUCCACACUGGAGACUAGACACUCUCAGGUUGGACCAUGGUGGAGAGCUCAGGUUAAAACCUGGUGUGAAGAAGUAUUUCUGUGAACUCACACUGGACACAAACACAGUACACAGAAACCUCAAACUGUCUGACAACAACAGGAAGGUGACACAUGUGAGAGAGAAUCAGUCAUAUCCUGAUCAUCCAGACAGAUUUGACCACUGGUCUCAGCUGCUGUGUAGAAAUGGUCUGACUGGUCGCUGUUACUGGGAGGUCGAGUGGAGAAGAGGAGUUAAUAUAUCAGUGAGUUACAGAGGAAUCAGCAGGAAAGGAAACAGUCGUGACUGUGUGUUUGGAUAUAAUGAUCAGUCCUGGAGUCUGAACUGCUCUGAUGAUGGUUACUGUGUCUGGCACAAUAAGACAGAAACAUCCAUCUCCUCCUCCUCCUCUUCCUCCUCCUCCUCCUCCUCUGUCUCUAACAGAGUAGCAGUGUAUGUGGACUGUCCUGCUGGCACUCUGUCCUUCUACAGAGUCUCCUCUGACACACUGAUCCACCUCCACACCUUCAACACCACAUUCACUCAGCCUCUGUAUCCUGGGUUCUGGUUGUGGUCUGGUUCCUCAGUGUCUCUGUGUCGUCUGUCUGAGGAAGAGUCUCCUCCUGUGUAGACAAACAGUCACACUGCUGACUGAAGACAGCUGCUGAAAUCACUGUUCACUCUGUUCACCAGUGAACAACAGAAACUGGAAGUGACAGCAGCUUCCUGUGUUUAAAUGUUGAUGGUGGACGAGGUUUCACUCUGGUUUCAUUUGGAUCACUGACUGUGCUUUAAUGUCAGAAUAUUGUUUCUAUUAGAAGUAGUGAAAUGAUCUCCUCUGGGCUGAAUUUAUGUGUAAAAACUGUGUUGACUCUGAUUGACUUCAGUAAAGUUUUCUUGGAGCAGCAUCUAGUAGCUGUUAGUGGCUGUUAGUUAUUCCAUUUUAUCAGGAUCUUAAAGUGAAGUUUUUCCUGAAAAUGUCCAGCAGACAUCCCAGUCUGUUUGACAUCAGCUCAGUUUGUGUUAAAUCAUGAACAUCAACGUAUGUUUCUAUCUGAUGUAAUGUGUCUGACAUGUAUGUAUAUAAUAACAUGUAUGGGUUGCUUUCCUUUAGUUUUUCUUGCCUCUGCAGGUGAUGUAAAUAUUGUCUUGUAAGCUCAUGUUUGCUGGGCAGC
Thunnus maccoyii (southern bluefin tuna) is the source of this 4169-nucleotide messenger RNA. RefSeq names its product NLR family CARD domain-containing protein 3-like. The record is from RefSeq and is a predicted model, not a curated record. Gene Ontology annotation, molecular function: protein binding. The transcript has 9 exons. Lineage: Eukaryota; Metazoa; Chordata; Actinopteri; Scombriformes; Scombridae. Bases 80 to 3625 code for a protein of 1181 amino acids.